This is a messenger RNA of Tachysurus fulvidraco (yellow catfish), 627 nucleotides long. RefSeq names its product kininogen-1a-like. The transcript has a single exon. The record is from RefSeq and is a predicted model, not a curated record. The coding region runs from base 1 to 627 and encodes 208 amino acids. Lineage: Eukaryota; Metazoa; Chordata; Actinopteri; Siluriformes; Bagridae.
AUGGACUUCAGGCCCCUGGUCACAGUCCCAGGACCUCAGGCUCCUGGUCACAGUCCCAGGACUUCAGGCUCCUGGUCACAGUCCCAGGACUUCAGGCUCCUGGUCUCAAUCCCAAAACCUCAGGCUCCUGGUCUCAAUCCCAAAACUUCAGGCUCCUGGUCUCAUUCUCAAGACUAUAGGCUCCUGGUCUCAGUCCCUGGACUUCAGGCUCCUGGUCUCAGUCCCUGGACUUCAGGCUCCUGGUCACGGGCCCUGGACUUCAGGCUCCUGGUCUCAGUCCUUGGAAUUCAGGCUUCUGGUCUCAGUCCCUGGACUUCAGGCUCCUGGUCACAGUCCCUGGACUUCAGGCUCCUGGUCACAGUCCCAAGACUUCAGGCUUCUGGUCUCAGUCCCUGGACGUCAGGCUCCUGGUCACAGUCCCUGGACUUCAGGCUCCUGGUCACAGUCCCUGGACUUCAGGCUCCUGGUCACAGUCCCAAGACUUCAGGCUUCUGGUCUCAGUCCCUGGACGUCAGGCUCCUGGUCACAGUCCCUGGACUUCAGGCUCCUGGUCACAGUCCCAAGACUUCAGGCUUCUGGUCUCAGUCCCUGGACUUCAGGCUCCUGGUCUCAGUCCCAAGACUUUAG